AUGGAGAGGGUCAAGUGUUGUUGUGGGAAUCCGGUGUACGCAAACGUCGGGGUCUUGGGCCACAUCGACAGCGGCAAGACUUCGCUGGUUCGCGUCCUGACGGCUGUUCGGAGCACCGCGUCGCUCGACAAGCACCCGCAGAGCCGAGAGCGUGGAAUCACGAUUGAUCUCGGCUUCUCUGCCUUCACGCUUCCUCUCGACACAUCCGGUGCGCGUCCUGCGUCUCACGGGGGGAGAACGAACUGUCCACCAGAGGGAACUGUCGAGAGCAGAGACGCCGAGAAAAGAGAGGCCGAAGAGGCGCGCAGUUUCUGCUCGGAAGAUCCGUCUGCCGCCGCGACGCGUCUGCCCGCGAAAGCGGAUUCGGCGCACUCGCGUGCAUGUACACUGGCACACGAGGCAGAGAACGGCGGUGCCUCGGAGAACGCGAGGAAAACGAACGUCCAGGUCUGCCUGGUCGACUGUCCUGGGCACGCUUCUUUGAUUCGGACGAUCAUUGGAGGUGCGCAAAUCAUUGACCUUGUUCUCCUCGUCAUCGAUGCAACCAAAGGGAUACAGACGCAAACCGCAGAGUGUCUGGUAGUGGCGGAGCUGCUGGCUCGGCACUUGAUCGUCGUCCUCAAUAAAAUCGACCUUUUUCCUGAAGCCACACGUGAAAAGAAGGUCGCCUCAGUAACUGCGAAGCUGCGCGGCGUCUUUGCUCAGACAGCCUUUGGCGCAGAUGUGCCAAUCGUUCCUGUUGCGGCGAAUCCAGACGCAGUUCAGGACCUCUCGAAUCUGCCACCCGCCUGGAAUGUCGCGGGCGUCUUGAGCGCGCUUUCCUCCGUUCUGCUGUCUCCGGAGCUCGCUGCAAACGCGCCUCGAGACGCACAGGACGUAUCCAGUUCGCGCCUCGUAGAUCGGCUGUGGCUCCAGCAGCGGUGCACAACCUGCGCCUGCUGUCGGGGUUCUUCGGCCCCAGCGACGUCCAGUCCGUUCUACCUCGUGUUUGACCACUGUUUCGCUCUCAAGGGUAAGGGCACGGUGUUGACGGGGACCGUGCUGUCGGGGAGAGUCAAGGUGGGCGACUCCGUCGUCGUCUUGAGCGCAGCGGGAGGCGGCGGAGCCACGGCCCCAACCAAAGUUCGAAGUCUCCAGACGUUCCGACAAAACGUCGAGUCUGCUGGACGAGGCCAGAGAGUCGCGGUGUGCGUCACCGCACUCGACGCGUCCGGUCUGGAGCGCGGAGCCAUCUGCGAUCCCCAGCACGUCCCGGCUGCCGUGGACGGAUGCAUUGCUAUUGUCGAGCGAAUUCGCUUCUAUAAACCACAGAUCGGCACAGGGACGAAGUUCCACUGCACGGUUGGCCACGCAACAACUUUGUGCACUGCUUACUUCUUCGGGCGGUACGAGAGCGAUCAGCCGGACUGCACGGCCUUUGGAGGCGCAGCCGCUCUCUCUCAGCACCUCUCGUCGGCGAGUUCCGCGCAUCCAGAUGUGGGAACAUCCAGUUUGAACGUUGGCCGACUCGUUCCGAGUCUCCGGGGCGACGACAGACCAAGUCUCACCCGCGCGUGGCCCACCGCUGUGGACUUUCGCGCGACAUAUCGGCACCAGGAGGAACUGGUUUUACUGGACAGUGGGAUGGCACGCAGUAGAGGCGAGCAGCGGCCUCGGGGGCUGAGCAGGCAGACCAACGGUGUGGACGCGUCUUUUCUCGCUUGCGAGGAGGAGAAGCCAGUGUUGCAGUUCGCUCUUCUGGUCUUCGACAAGCCUAUCGUGGCUCCUCUGCGGAGCAUUCUUAUAUGUUCGAAGCUCGACAUGGACGUUAGCUCGCCCAUGUGCAGGCUGUCGUUUUUUGGGCAAAUGCUCGAGCGGCUCAGCGCAGCUCCAUUGCUGUCCCUCUCGGCCACCGCCGGCGUCGCUGGACAGCGGAGCAACGCAGCGAAGAAGCCGCCAGGGAGCGGUCCACGCGUCUCGACGGCGGCAGCUAUUCACGGCUCCAGCGCAUCCGUUCGUUCGAUUUUCUACCACCCUGCAGUUCUCAGUUUGCCAGUCUACAAGUGGAAACACAAACUCGGAAGCGUCGAGCGCUUCAUUUUCGAGUCGCCGUGUCACUACAGCGAUCGCACCGAAGCAGCAGACAGGAGCUACAGCGAGGCCAGAUCACUGAUAGGUCGCGGUUUGUUCAAGAGUCCCCAGCACGUUUCGCGUUUCAUCGGGUUCCGAGUCACCAUAUGCCGCCAGGAAGUUUCAGACACGCAGGCAGACGGCGCAGAUGAACCAAGCAAAACCGAUGGGAGCGAGUGCGAAGAGCGCAGCAGCGAAAAAAGGGCCGUGACUGCACGCAACCAAACGGCAAGUGCAACUGAAGAGAAGACAGUAACGGAGGAACUUGACGCCGGCGCACGUGGCCGCCGUGAGGCCAUUCGAUUUGAAGGCCGCAUUGAAAAGGCCUUUGGAAACAAAGGAAAAUUUGUGGUGGAGCUGGAGACGCCGAUCAGCUGUUCCACACUCUCUGCGUCUGGGAAGGGAAAUGGCGACAGCAAAGCGUCGGGCUUUUCGAUCAAUCUCGAAUACAAGAAGAAAGUCUAUGACAAGUCAGCGCAGUUCUCCCAAGGAGUCCAGAGGGGCGCAAACUGA
Molecule: messenger RNA, 2622 nt
Organism: Neospora caninum
Lineage: Eukaryota; Apicomplexa; Conoidasida; Eucoccidiorida; Sarcocystidae
Product: putative elongation factor Tu GTP-binding domain-containing protein
Exons: 9
Coding region: 1-2622 (873 amino acids)
Biological process (GO): selenocysteine incorporation
Molecular function (GO): translation elongation factor activity; GTP binding; GTPase activity
Source: RefSeq, a predicted model, not a curated record